GCGCUGACGCGUUACCCGUAUGUAGUGUGGGCCUCGCUCGUCCUGCUCCUGCUCCCCAGCUCAGUGUUGGUUUGUGUGUGUGAGUGAGAUGGAUCCCCACAGUUGCUAGUCUCUCUCGUAACUGUUUUAAAAAAUACACGAACCGUCCGUUUUUCCUGUAUAGUCCCGUCCCCUUUAGAAAAAUCUAAUUUACGUUUUGAUCCACUCCACAUACAACAGCAUUGAUGGUAAUGUAUGCAAGGAAACAACCGAGACUCAAUGAUGGGUGUCACGACAGGAGGGAAUCCCAGCCCUAUCAGACUCUUAAAUAUCCAUCGAAGAGUCACGCAAGCAGCAGUGAUCAUCGUCAUGACAAGGCUAGAGAAUCAGGAGAUCCAUCACCACCCUGUAAAAUGCUGCGUCGUUCUAACAGUCCUGAAAAUAAACAUAGUGAUAGUACAGGACAUAAGAGUAAAACUGUGCACUCGCAUCGAGCCAGAGAACGAGAUGGAGGGACCAGCUAUUCUCCACAGGAGAAUUCACAUAAUAACAGUACCCAUCAUAGCUCAAAUUCGCAUUCUUCUAAUCCUAGUAACAAUCCAAGUAAAACUUCAGAUGCACCUUAUGAACCAGCCGAUGACUGGUCAGAGCACAUCAGCUCUUCAGGCAAAAAAUACUACUACAACUGCAGGACAGAAGUUUCUCAAUGGGAGAAACCCAAAGAAUGGAUUGAAAGAGAGCAGAGACAUAAAGAAGCAAGUAAAGUUGGGCUUUUUAACAGCUUCCCAAGAGAUCGAGAUUACAGAAGAGAAAUUUUGCAAGCAACUGCUGGGUUUACAAGUGGAAUGGAAGACAAGCAUUCCAGCGGUGCCGGUAGUAUGCUCUCCCAGAAUAUUUUGUCCCAGACAAACAGACACAAUGACAGAGACUACAGACUGCCCAGAACAGAGACUCCUGGUGAAGCUGCCCCAGUGCAGCACCCCGUCAAACCAGUGGUUCUCCCAACAACAAACCCAAGCACUGUUCCUUCUAGUCCUUUUAGUCUACAGCCUGAGCAUCAUCCAAAGAAAUCCUUUGAUGCUAAUGGAGCAGCUACUGUACCGAAAGUGCCUACACCCACACCUUCCAUCCCCAACCAGAAGACGGAAAAGAAAGAAACAACUUCAGUUGACAAGCCAACAUCUCAUUCAUGUGCUACUCCUUCAUCGUCAUCCUCUGGAAUGACUCCAGCUUCUCAGACGCCAUCGGCCACAACAUCUACUGUUCCUGUUUCGCCUGUUCCUCAGUCACCUAUUCCUCCUCUGCUUCAGGAUCCAAAUCUUUUGCGGCAACUACUUCCAGCUUUACAGGCCACUUUGCAACUUAACAAUGCUAAUGUGGAUAUGUCAAAAAUAAAUGAAGUCCUUACAGCUGCUGUCACACAAGCUUCCUUGCAAUCGAUGCUUCAUAAGCUCCUCACGACUGGACCAUCAGCUUUAAGCAUUACAACUCUCCUUUCCCAAGCUGCACAGUUGUCUUCUCAAGCCCCUCAGUCUAAUCAGUCUCCAAUGUCAUUGGCAUCAGAUGCAUCAUCCCCGAGGUCGUAUGUGUCCCCUCGGAUUAGUACACCGCAGACUAACCCAGUUCCUCUUAAACCGCUGAUGAAUACGCCUCCAGUAACAUCUCAGCCAAAGUCCAGUGCUUCAGUUGUGAAACAAGGACCAGCACAACAGCAAGUAUCUCAGCAAACUCCAACUUCUGACAAACAUGGGCAUGAGCCUGAAUCCCCUCGCCAUGUUCAACGGUCAAGCAAACAGAGAAGCCCAUCACCAAGUUCAAAUCACAUCCCAAGCAGCAGUGCAACUUCAGUAUCAUCAACAACAACUGCACGUUCUUCGUGUUCAUUGACGCCGACGCUAGUUGCACAUUUCAGUGAAAAUCUUAUUAAACAUGUUCAGGGUUGGCCUGCUGAUCAUGCGGAAAAGCAAGCAUCACGGCUGAGAGAAGAAGCACACAACAUGGGAAGUAUUCACAUAUCUGAAAUUUGUACUGAGCUCAAAAACUUAAGAUCUUUGGUCCGAGUAUGUGAAAUCCAAGCCACUUUGCGUGAGCAAAGGAUACUGUUUUUGAGACAACAAAUUAAAGAGCUUGAAAAACUGAAGAAUCAAAAUUCCUUUAUGGUGUGAGGGCUUGUGAAGAAAAAUUGCACAUGGUUUAAAGCCAGGGACUGUAAACGCUUGCCCAAUCUUAAACUAAAAUUUGAGCUGCGUUUGAGAAGGCUUUGGACCGUGGGUCUGGGCAAAAGGGUGGAAUGGGAGGGGGACAAGGCGGAUUCUGAUUCAGGGGAGAUAAAGUGGUUAAUUUGUAAACCCUUGAAAUGUAGAUUUCUUGUAGAUGUAUUCUUCACGUUGUAAAUAUGUUUUGUAGAGUGAAGCCAUGGGAAGCCAUGUGUAUCAGAGCUUUGACAUCUGAACUAAUCAAUGCUGAGGUGGCUAAAUACCUAGCCUUUUACAUGUUAACUUGUCUGCAAACUAGCUUUGGUAAUUUUCAUCAUUCAGUGAAAUGCAUUUCUUAGAAUGCUGGCACCAGCCAGUGUGCAUCACGGGCUGCAACAACUGGAACGGUUUGGUCAGUAUACAAAUUAGCAUGGAGCACCUUCAGAUUCCACAUACCCAGUCAGGCACAGCUCUGCAGGCAGCUUUCUUCAUUGCAAGGCAAUUACAAUUUUUUUCCUUAAGGCAUUGUGGCCAAGGCACUUGGGUUCACCAACUUUUCAUUCCUCCUUACAGCAGUUCAUAGUUGUGCGCUGUUGACUGAAUAAAAUACAGAUUGUUGCAGUAGGUACAGUACAGAUUGAUUUUUUGUAUGCCUACCUAAUUGCUGUGUAUUUGCAUUUGUGCCCUGUUUUAAAACAAAAAUGGGAGCAGAGACAGAUUGAUACAGGGCAUGUGUAUAUUUAUUAAGUGGCUGAAGCCACUCACAAUUAGUGACAAGCUCAAUGUUAAUUGCUAACAUUGUUGAUGGUGGGAGAAAGCUGGUCAUUCAUGAGAAGAUGUAUGUAAAUAUAAUAAACUUUUGUUUAAAGCACUGGGUACCCUUUUUAUUCAGCUACUGCAUAUAGGAAGCUGAACUGCUCUGGCAAACCUGAUUGGGAGUAAUCCUUGUUGGAUGCUUGUUUUUUUUUGUAUAGAACCCUGGCUUUCAAGAAGAGACCAUUUUGUGCAAAAUUGAACGACAAUUUUUUUUCUUUGUAAAUGAUUCUGUGACUAAAACAAGAACUUCAACAAGGAUUUGGGAUUCCUUGCCUGUAAUUGGCUUGUGUAAAGUCUUGGUUUACCUGUAUUACUAUAAUGACACAUUUAAUUUGAAGGAUGUUUGUGUUGUAGCUAACUGUGCAAGUAAGGUGCUGACUGCUGUUCUUUUGCCAUCACAAUACGCUAGAUCUGUGUAAUUUGAGCAUGUGACCAUCAUUGGAAAAUGGUGGUAGAGCUCACCUUUGUAUAUUGUUUCCUAAAGUAUAUAAAAAAAAUAAAACUAUGCUACCACUG
Molecule: messenger RNA, 3506 nt
Organism: Leucoraja erinaceus (little skate)
Lineage: Eukaryota; Metazoa; Chordata; Chondrichthyes; Rajiformes; Rajidae
Gene: waca
Product: WW domain containing adaptor with coiled-coil a
Exons: 14
Coding region: 225-2144 (639 amino acids)
Biological process (GO): positive regulation of TORC1 signaling; regulation of autophagy
Cellular component (GO): nucleus
Molecular function (GO): RNA polymerase II complex binding; chromatin binding
Source: RefSeq, a predicted model, not a curated record